AUGUCUCAUACGACAGCGAUAAAUCAGGCACACUUCAACAAUCUUGCCGCCGAAUACGACACAAAAUUCAAAGCCGUACUUGGCAAUUUAGAGAGUCAGGUGAAGGCGAGUGCCGACUUCAUCGGCGUUCGUCAAGGAGAUCGGCUGCUAGACUAUGCGUGCGGCACAGGACUCCUGUCUUGGUCGUUGGGAGACCAUCUCUCUCAAUGCGUCGGGGUCGACAUAUCGGAAAGCAUGGUUGCCGUGUACAAUUCCAAGGCCAAGGACAAGGGAUUCACGCCAGAAGAGCGCAUCGCACACGUCGGCAGUCUCAUCGACGAGUCAGACGCGACCUGCUCGGGGUUUCCGAACUUGACGAGCUUUGACCUCGCCGGGGUCGGACUCGGCUUCCACCACUUCGACGACUGCCACCUCGCAGCGCGGCGCCUCAUCGAGCGGCUGCGUCCCGACGGCGGCAUCUUCUUCAUCCUAGACCUCGUCUCACAUGCCACAUCUGCCGAGCAUUGUGCCGCCAAGGGCGUAAAGCACCAGGGCUUCAGUGAAAGUCAAGUACGCGAAAUGUUCGAGGAUGCCGGAGCGGGAAAGAAUUUCAGGUUCAUGAUCGCGGAUGAAGAAGUGGCGUUUGAUCAUGCCGACGGCGAGGGCGGGAAUAAGGCGAGACAAGUGUUUUUCGCCAGGGGCGAGAGGGUGUGA
This is a messenger RNA of Drechmeria coniospora, 693 nucleotides long. RefSeq lists its product as uncharacterized. The coding region runs from base 1 to 693 and encodes 230 amino acids. NCBI's taxonomy places the organism in Eukaryota, Fungi, Ascomycota, Sordariomycetes, Hypocreales, Ophiocordycipitaceae. The record is from RefSeq and is a predicted model, not a curated record. The transcript has 4 exons.